UCGGGAAAUCAGCCAAGUCUGAUACCAUAAAUGUAUAUAGUAUGAUCAAUAUACGACAGGCACGAUGGUGGAAUGUCGUAGGGCGAAUAAGUCAUCCUUAUUCGUCAACCAGAAUAUGGUCACGACGUUAUCUAUCCAAUUCCAGUUCAGUUAAUAAAACUACUAGCUUGAAUUAUGAUCCAUCAUUGAAAGGAGAUUUCAUUAACUUUGGAAUAUUACCAUUUUUACAAGGAAACUUAAAUAGAGUAUUGUUACCGGACUUUGAAGCUAAGGCUUUUCGACCGGAAUAUAAUGCGGGACCUAGUGAUGAACAGAUGAAGAUGUUAGCUGUACUUAAUUCCAAUAUAAGUCUUAUAUUAAAGGGUAAUUAUCAAACUGGUAAAUCCUUAGGAUUAUUAACUUAUGUUAUAAAUAGAGCAUUAAUUAGAGUUCCUAAUUAUGCCGCAUUAAAAUCAAAACAAGGUAUUGAAUCUAUAAUAAUAUUACCGUCAGAUGAAUUAAUUGAAGAAUAUCGUCAGAAUGCUUUAUUAUUAUUAGAUGGAAGUCCGGAAGAUUGUGCACCCAAUGAACUUAUACCAGAAAAUGUAAAUGCUAAUAAAAUUGAAUAUAAUAUUACCAGGAGACCCCUUAAUAUUAAAUUUGUUUAUUCUUCUCAUGACGAUAAUCUUAAUUUUAAAAGUGUUCAAACCGGUUCUGUUGAUAAAUCUAUGGCUCCACAAAUUCUUGUAACUAAAUUUGAUUAUUUAUAUAAGAUGAUUAAGAAUGAUGAAACUAAUGAUUUGAAAACAGUAGAAUUUAUUGGUGUUGAUGAAUUUGAUUAUUACUUAAAAGUUACAGAUUUAGGAAAUGAUACUAUUAUUGACAAAGUAGGAGUUAAAGAAAGAUGUAGAAAUCUACUCGAAUUUACAGUUAAAAAGAUUCAAGCACUUUCAUUAGAAAAUUUCAAGCAUACUUUAAAUCAAAACGAAUCCAACUUAAGAAGAUCCCGUUCUUCUGACAAGCGCAAGGAUCAUAAUGUGGUGUAUAAACCAUUACAAUUUUGUUUUUUAAGUCAUGCUGAACAUCCCCAUAAAUUAAUGCUCAAUAUGAAAGAUGCUACAAAGUUCAAUAAGGAAUCCGCUGAUAUUGAAGAUGCUAAUACCAACGAGCAACUAUUGGAUUCGUUAGAUAUUCAGAAAGCAUUUAUUGAGAAAAUGAUUCGAUUCAACAAUGAACAAAGAUUAACAAGAGAGAAAGAAAGAUCUUUGGUGUUUAUUGAAGAAGGGUUCCUGUACCCAAAGAACAACCGUAUAACUGAAGAAGAAGUAGUAGUAGAAGCAGAAGAAGAAGAAAGUAUAGAUAAAAAGAAACAUAAAAUUAAAGAUGGAAAAAUAGAAGCUUACUUCAUUUCCUUAGAACCUCAAUAUCAAAAGGGGAAUAAACAUGCCCGUUGUCAUAUCAUUAGAGAUAUAGAUGUUGAGAAAAAUAAACCUAUCAAUCGACAAAUACUUAAACUCAUGGAUGAUCAUAUAGAAGUUGCACAGAAUGCCUCUAAGAAACUUAAGGUAUUUGAAAGAGACUUAUUGAAAUUCAUGAUGAUAGACAAUGAUCAAACUUCAGCUAUGACUGAAUGGAUAAGAGAUUUUGUUUAUUUAUAUCGUUUGAAAUAUGGUAAAGAGCGUAACUUAGUUAUAGUUUUACCAUCUAAUACAAAGGUUCAAGCAAUGAUAAAAGAGCUUAAUGAGAAGAAAGACGUUGAAAAUUCAUUUAGUGAGCUUUUUGAAAUGGAUCUGGUAAGUCCAAUAAAUUUAAUGAGAGGGAAAGUUGGUACUAAUUAUAUAGCUACUGCUCCUCAAUUAUUGGGUAUUAAUAUUCAUGGAAUGUCUGAUAUUGCAAUCAUGGAUUUUAAGUCACUCAUACCUCAAACUGCCUUUAUGGGAUUAUCGGAAAAUAUAGAAACUAUUAAUGGUAUUACUGAUCCGUAUGGUGAUUUACUAUCAUUUUAUUUAAGUAGAUUAUUAAUAUCACCUUCGUCUAAGAAAAAGAGAAUCUUUUUCAAUGUGGGAUCUAAACCAGGUUUAGGUUUAAAUGAUCAAGAGUAUCAAUUUAAUCUUACCCGUUUAGGAUUAAUGCUUGCCUAUAAUAAUAUGUGGAAUCUUAUUGAAAUUAAAAAGUUUAAUGAUCCAUCAAGAUCAAUACCAAAUGAAAAGAAGAAUUUGAAAAAGAUACCUAAACGAUUUAGAGAUUAUCUUAGUGCAACCAAUCCUCCUGAAGAUUCUUUACUGUAUAAUAUGACUGAAGAUCAAUUUAGUAAAAUUCGAGGAGCUGUAAUACGAGCAAUAAGAGAUAAAUCUAAGAAAGGAAUUCUAAAUAAUUCUAAAUGAUUCUAAAUGAUUCUAAAUGAUUCUAAAUGAUUCUAAAUGAUUCUAAAUGAUUCUAAAUAAUU
Scheffersomyces amazonensis is the source of this 2425-nucleotide messenger RNA. RefSeq lists its product as uncharacterized. The record is from RefSeq and is a predicted model, not a curated record. The transcript has a single exon. NCBI's taxonomy places the organism in Eukaryota, Fungi, Ascomycota, Pichiomycetes, Serinales, Debaryomycetaceae. The annotation marks the transcript as partial.